AGAUUAUGUACGUGUCCGUGUUCGAAUGAGACGUGUGGUCUAAGGAGAACGGCAGAUCAUUUUCUGAUGUUCUCGUCUUUAUUUUCUGGAGAUGAUUAUCGAUCGGUUGAGACAUUCCUUGGAAAUGUUGUAUGUGAAUCAGUAUGGAAAUGAGUGAUUCCGUUGAAGACUUCAGCGAAUCUGGAACGCUGAUUUUGCCGCAGCGACGUGGACGACGAUAUGCCACGGUUGAUGAAGCGAUAGAAGCUGCAGGAUGGUUCCACCAUCGUCUCCUGAUCCUAUGUGGAUUGAUGUGGGCUGCAGAUGCCAUCGAAAUCUUGUGCAUUGCUUAUGUUUUACCGGCAGCUGAAUGCGAAUUAAGUUUGACUUCGUCUGAUAAAGGAUGGCUCAAUGCGACUGUGUUCAUGGGUCUAAUGACUGGUGGCUGUGUGGGUGGAAUCGUCGGAGACUUCUUCGGUAGGAAGGGAGUCCUAUUCAUCAGUAUGAUUUCGAAUGGUCUUUUCGGAAUAGCUUCAUCCUUCAUGCCGAGUUUCUGGCCGUUUCUGUCCCUUCGUUUCCUCAGCGCUUGUGGAGUUGGAGCCGCAUUGCCAGUAAACAUGCCGUAUUUCGCUGAAUUUCAGCCCUCAAAGGUGCGAGGCCGGAUGGUGACUUUCCUGGCCUCCUUUUUCCUCGUCGGAAAUGUAAUAGCCGCCGCAUUCGCGUGGUCUGUGAUUCCGAGCUCAAUUGUGAUGUACCUCGGGACAUUCAAAUACGCACCUUGGCGGUUAUUCGUUGCGCUGUGUGGAAUACCAUCUGCUUUAGCUGGUUGCCUUGUGUUAUAUUUUCCCGAAAGCCCGAGAUAUUUGAUGACGGAAGGCAAAAACCGGGAAGCCUUAGAAAUUUUGAGAUACGUGUGGAGCGUGAACAAUCAGAGAAACCACGGAGGAUAUCUUAGGUUGAAUGAAAAUUUUCCUGUGGAUGAGAUAGUUGGAUCGAAAGAAGCUCGCGUGGAAAGAAAGUCUAUCGUGAAAACCACGUUGAAUCAUGUGAAGCAGCUGCUGUGUGGUUCGAUUAAGCGGAACUUCUGGAUCCUCUUCAGCAUCCAUUUCUCAAUAGCAUUUGGGUAUUAUGGCCUGAUGAUGUGGUUUCCGGAAAUUUUCAACCGGUUGCUGAAAUAUCGGUCUCUUCAUCCUACCGUUGACGAUGUCGGGAUUUGUGACGUUCGUUUACCUGAAGAAGAUGUCGCUCCUCCGACCUGUUCUCCACUUGAUCCCCUGGUUUACGCGAACCAAAUGUUGCUUGCGAUCGCGCCAUUUCCGACCAACGUCUGGAACAUUCUGCACAUGGACAAGCUUGGGCGGAAGUUCUUUCUAGUUGUGAGUAUGGUUGGAGCUGGUGCGAGUGUUUUUGCGGUUUGGCUGGUGAGAAGUCAGUUGGAGAACCUGUUGGUUUCCAUGGCCUUCAGUUCAGUGUCCAACAUGGGUUUCAAUUCCCUCAAUUGCCUCGCCACGGAACUGUUCCCUACCAAGUUGAGGUCGACGGCCAUGGCUCUGACAGCGGGGGCUUUGAGGAUCGGGGCAUUUCUGGGGAACAUCGCCUUUGGGUACUUCAUUGAUGCGUAUUGUGUUAUACCAAUGGUGGCUGUUGCGUGUUUGAUGAUGGACUCUGCCCCGGCCCUUUUGGAACCCGGGCGCCUGUGGUUGGUGUUGCUUCCGACUCUCCGCAGCUUGCCGCCACCGGAAUCGGACACAGGAACCUUCCUCAGACCUAUCGUUAAAAAACGAAGAACAAUUUUCUAA
This is a messenger RNA of Notodromas monacha, 1778 nucleotides long. The record is from the annotation of a GenBank genome assembly. Lineage: Eukaryota; Metazoa; Arthropoda; Ostracoda; Podocopida; Cyprididae.